Molecule: messenger RNA, 431 nt
Organism: Camelina sativa (false flax)
Lineage: Eukaryota; Viridiplantae; Streptophyta; Magnoliopsida; Brassicales; Brassicaceae
Source: RefSeq, a predicted model, not a curated record
AUGUCACUGCUGUCUCUUCAAUCUUUAUAUUAUUUCUUUGCUGCCGCUCUUUUGUUUUUUUCAUUAAUUGUUUGUUCAGUUCAGUUCAAUUGCAACAGCACAAAGCCUCUUUAUAAUGGCUUAUCAAAUUUGCUGGACUUGCUUUCAUAUUUUCAUCUACUAUCCUCCAUUCCUCCUACAGAUCCUGGCCUUGAGAUCAGAAACAUGUGUGAAACCAUCGGUGGCAGCCAUGACUUAUACGAAGGUAAAAGAAGAAGAAUAGAGUGUUUGGAUACACUUAUAGUAUAUCAAGGAUCCGAAUGAGAUUCUCCCAAACAGUUAUGAUCCGCGUCCCGUAUACAAUUAAACUAGGGAGGUACCCGCCCUUAAAGCGCGGUAUUAAGAUUUUAAUAAUAAUUGUUUUGUUACUUUAUGAUAUGUUAUUUUUCUAA